Entamoeba nuttalli P19 is the source of this 3249-nucleotide messenger RNA. RefSeq lists its product as hypothetical. NCBI's taxonomy places the organism in Eukaryota, Evosea, Mastigamoebida, Endamoebidae. The record is from RefSeq and is a predicted model, not a curated record. The coding region runs from base 1 to 3249 and encodes 1082 amino acids. The transcript has a single exon.
AUGAUUCUAGAUACAGGGGAUUUAAAACUUAUUACUCCAUCAAAUGAGGAUAGUGGGUUAUUAGUUUUUAGUAGUGAAACAAGAAUGUUUUUAUGUAAAAAAGUAAUAGAAGAAAUAUUAAAAGAUCCAUCAAAAUUUCCAUCAAAUUUUAUGUCAAAAAAACAAAUGAAUAGAGAUAAAUUUAUGUUUACAUUAUCAGUUUUUGGUGCAUGUUUUUAUGAUGGAAUUAGAAGUGAUACUUUAAUAAAAAUUAAUCAAGCAAUAGAAAUUUAUGAUGAAUGGAUGACUUCAAUUCCACGAAAUAAAAUUAUUACAACUGAAUUUUUAAAGACUAUGAUUAAUCAAUUGACUCUUCCUUUUUCUUUUUCAAAUGAAUCAAAUAUUCCUGAACGAGUUGGUGUUUUAUUAAAAAUAUCUCAUUUAUUAAAUAAAAUUUCUUCAGGAGAAUCAAAACAUUUAUAUACUGAAACAAAACAAAUAAAUCAAGAAUUACUUAUUCAUUUACUUAAAAUUCAUUUUACUAUUCUUUAUAAAAUUAUGAAAUCUUCUUUAGUUAAUGAUUAUCAUUGUAUUUCAUUAUUGUCAGAAACAUUAUUUUGUUUAUUACUUGUUUGUGAACCUUCUCAAGAAGUAAAAGAAUUAUAUAAAUUAUUUCCAACAUUAUUUACUUAUUGGAUGUCAUUUUAUGAAUUUAGAAAGGUAUUUAUUCAAUUCAUUCUUGUUAUUCAGAAAAAUUAUUUAUUACAUUAUAAUACUUUAUCUAUUAUUCCAAUAACUCCUCCUCUUAUUUCAGAAUAUCCUUUUGGUACUCUUUUUAUUAAAGAAAAACAUUUAAGACUAUUAUGGAUUACAUUAAUUCCUUGUUUAAAUGUAUCAUCAUUAACACCAAUUAACUUAUUAGAAAUAACUAAAGCAAUUGGUGAUUUAUUAGAUGAUGCCAUAACAUCUAAUACAAGUAUUAUUAUCCUAAAUAAAAUUUAUGGAAAUCUUUUUUUUUCUUUAAUACAACAAUAUAACGACAUUUCAUAUCAAGAGGCUAUUAAUUUUUGUGUUAUUAAAACUUUAUAUUUAUAUGAAACAUAUAUUAAAGAUAUUAUUCAAUCCCCUACUUUAUUAGCUAAACUUAUGAUUUUUAUUCGUUAUUGUUUAAAGUCACAACAACUUAACAUCGUUAUUAGUACAUUAUCUUCAUUUGAUUUAUUACUAGAUGCUCAUAUACCUGAAUUUAUUUUAUUGUAUAAAGAUAUUGUAUGUUCAAUGUUACAAUUAACUUCUUUUUAUGAUUUAACAAAAGAUAAGUCUAUAUUAAAAGUUGUUAUUACAACACUAUCUUCAUUAUCAUAUUAUUUCCCAUUAUUAAGUGAAUAUGCAUUAAUACAAUCAAAUAAUAUUAAUAUUGAUGAUAUUAUUAAAACUCAAAUUAUUAUAUUAAAUGAAACAAAUAAAGUUGGUAUUUUUCCAAAAGGGUAUUAUGAAAAGUACUUAAAUUCUAUUUCAAAUUUUAUUUCUGUAUUUGCUCGAUUAAGUCCAAAUGAAAUUACAAAUUAUUUAUAUAGUUUUAAAGAAACAAUAACAAAAAUAGUUGAUUCUUUGUUUCAAAAUUUUAAUCCAAAUGAAUUUGUAAGUUUGUAUAGAAUUUUUGAUUCAAUAUUACAAAUUCUUGAUAAUACUACUGAAUCACAAAUAAUUAUUAAAGGGUUUGCAGUUAUAAUUAUUAAAAUAGUUCAAAGGUUAAUUCAUUAUUCAUCUGCACAAAUUAUUAAUUGUUUUAUUGAUAAAGUUAUAGAAUAUUCAACUUAUAAUGAGUCUAUUGGGAAUGAUUUAUUUAUUUAUGUUAAUGAGAUGAUGAAAUAUAUUGCUGAUCAUGAUAUAAUAUUAAUAAAAAACAAUCUUGAAAGAAUUAUGAACUUUUAUUAUUUUUGUAUGAGUCAUGGAAUUAAAAAUCAUUAUUAUACUCACCUUAAUGAAUUAUCUCUUCUUUUAUUUGUAUCACAAAAACAAAUUACUCUUAAUUCUCAUAAGAAUUAUCAAAAAAUUAAUGAAGUUGGUUGUAAAGAAAUUAAUUUAGAAGAUCUUUCAAAAAUUACUUUAUGGUUAGAAAAAGAUAGAAUUAUUAGUUCAUUUGUUAAUAAAAAGAAUAAAUUAAUUAUUCUUACUAGAGGAUGGAAUGGAACAGAAACUUAUUCAGUUAAAAUAAUAAAUAAACAACCUCAAAAAACUCAAUGUGUCAUUCAAAAAAAAUGUAUUAUUUUAAAUGAGAAGUAUUGUGAAGAACUUGAUGGAAUUAUUGAUUUUAAUAAAGCAAUUAAUGAAAGUCAAAAAAUUAAUAAUGAACAACAAAUCCAUUUAUUUUUUAAAACUGAAAGAAGUUAUAAAAGAAAAUGUUUGACAGAAUAUCAAGGAAAUUUAAUAAAUAAUCCAAUUAGUAUUUUAUGGAAAGGAACUAUUUUUAAUGAUAAUGAUAAAAGGGCUGUUUGUACAUUAAAAGAUUUAUGUAUUCUUCAACAACUUCAAAAUAUUAAAAGUUCUCUUAUUAGAAAUCGAAUUUAUUGUAGAGUUGUUGAAAAAGAAUUUAACCAAUAUAUUCAAAAGAAUGAAGAUUUAAGAAUUGAAGAACCAAUACUACAAGUUAUUAUGAAAAAAAGAAAAAAUAAUCAAUGGAUUGGAAAAAGAAGAAGAAAUAUUUGUGAAUUUUUAUAUUCAAUUAAUACUCAAGAAUCUACUGAAAGAAUUAAAAAUGAUGUUGUUAUUUUUGUUGAUGAUGAUAUUCCAGAACAAACUCAAACUGAAGAGUAUGUGGUAGGAAUUAAAGUAAUUGAUUGGAAUAUGAGAGAAAUAAAAAUUAAAUGUAUUGAUAAAAUUGAAUUUAUUGGUUAUAGAAAUAAACAAGAAAUUAUUGGCACUAUUGAAGGAGAAAUUAUGAGACUUAUUCAAAGAGACUAUCCAAAUAAAAUGAUUCAACAAUAUUCAGAUGAUAUUUUACAGAGAAUAAACAUUACACAAUCAAAUACUGAUCAAUGGAUAUGUAAUGAUGUUAUUGGUACUUAUCUUUCUAAAGAAGCAUUAAACAAUUUUAGAAUAUUAUGGAAUAAUAAAAAUUAUGUUAGUUUCAAAGAUUUAUCUCAAAACUCAAUAGCCAAAGAAGAAAUAAAAGUAAUGAAUAAUGAUGAUGACAAAAUAGAAAAUAAAAACACUCAAACUGACAUAAAGAUUAAAAGACAUUCUAUUAUUUUAGAAAAUACAUACUAA